GCGAGCCAGGGAGAAAGAGCGGAGCGAUCUCCCCGGGCCCCCAGCUAGAGAUCGGGUGCACUGUGGAAAGCCUGCCAGACGGGGCGCAGAGAAGACGGCUCCAGCCUGCCUCCGGACCUUGUGGGAUUAGCUGCUCCUCCUCGGAUGCUGGGACCGGGCAGCACGGGCUUCUCCGCUCCCCCACACAGACGACCCCUCUCUGAAUGCGGGAAGCGGCUCAGACCUCCGGAUCGCGAAAUGUGGGGAUGGAAGGCGCAAAGUGUGACUCGCCGCCCUCCGCAACCUCGCCCGGAGAAGCAUGAAGACAGGAGCCGUGCCAGCCAAGGAACAAGAAGCCUUUCCUCCCCCACCCCGACCCUGCUAACCCGUAGGGGCAAAGCGGAGUACAAGAGUCGCCACAACCCGGCCACAACAUGGCCCUGGCUGCCUAUGCCACCGAGCCGCAGGGCAGCGGGGAGCCAGCCGCCCGGCCGAGGGUAGCCAGGAGGAGGAGGGGGCACCUCAGCAGCACCGCGGGGCCGCCUGACCCGGACUAUCUGCAGCGGCCGAGCUACUGUGAUGCGACGUUCGCCCUCCAGCAGAUCUCCGAGGGGAAAGCUACGGGCAGGAGAGCGCCUCUGUGGCUCAGAGCAAUGUUUCAAAGACUGUUAUUUAAACUUGGUUGCUACAUACAAAAAAACUGCGGAAAAUUUUUGGUUGUGGGCCUCUUGAUAUUUGGUGCUUUUGCUGUAGGAUUACGAGCAGCGAAUCUAGAGACUAAUAUGGAGGAGCUUUGGGUUGAAGUUGGUGGAAGAGUAAGUCGCGAAUUAAAUUAUACUCGGCAAAAGAUAGGAGAGGAAGCCAUGUUUAAUCCACAGCUCAUGAUCCAGACUCCGCUAGAGAAUGGUGCUAAUGUCCUAACAACAGAAGCUCUGAGGCAACAUCUCCACUCAGCACUUGAGGCCACCAAGGUGCAAGUCUACAUGUACGACAGGCCAUGGAAACUAGAAGAGCUAUGUUUUAAAUCAGGAGAACUUAUAACUGAAGCUGGGUAUAUGAGCCAGAUCAUAGAAUCACUUUACCCUUGUUUAAUUAUCACACCAUUGGACUGCUUUUGGGAAGGAGCAAAACUUCAUUCUGGAAGGGCAUAUCUACCAGGUAAACCCACUCUACAAUGGACAAACUUUGACCCCAUGGGUCUGCUGGAAGAGAUGAGAGAGAAGUUCCAAGUAGACAUCUGGGAGGAAAUGCUAAAAAAGGCUGAAGUUGGUCACGCGUAUCUGGACCGCCCCUGCCUCGACCCAUUAGAUUCGGAUUGUCCGCCUACAGCACCUAAUAAAAAUUCAACCAAACCUCUGGAUAUUGCUCUUGUGAUGAAUGGAGGAUGCUAUGGUCUUUCAAGAAAGUACAUGCACUGGCAAGAGGAACUGAUCAUCGGUGGAACAGUGAAAAAUGUUAGCGGAAAGCUUGCCAGUGCCCAAGCGUUACAGACUAUGUUUCAGUUAAUGACUCCUAAGCAGAUGUAUGAGCACUUCAAGGGCUAUAAUGAUGUUUCUAAGAUCAAUUGGAAUGAAGAGAAAGCGGCAGCCAUUCUGGAGGCCUGGCAGCGGGUUUAUGUUCAGGUUGUACAUCAAAGUGUCGCACAAAAUUCCACUCAGAACGUCCUCCCUUUUACGACGACCACACUGGACGACAUCCUCAAGUCCUUUUCCGACGUCAGCGUCAUCAGAGUUGCCAGCGGCUACCUGCUGAUGCUUGCCUAUGCCUGUUUAACCAUGCUGAGGUGGGACUGCGCCAAGUCUCAGGGUGCCGUGGGGCUGGCUGGAGUUUUGCUCGUUGCGCUUUCAGUGGCAGCAGGAUUGGGCCUGUGUUCAUUGAUUGGAAUUUCCUUUAAUGCCGCAACUACUCAGGUUCUGCCUUUUCUUGCUCUCGGGGUUGGUGUAGACGAUGUCUUUCUGUUGGCACAUGCGUUUAGUGAAACAGGCCAAAAUAAUAGGAUUCCAUUUGAGGACAGAACUGGGGAAUGUUUGAAAAGAACAGGAGCCAGCGUUGCUCUAACCUCUAUCAGCAAUGUGACUGCCUUCUUCAUGGCUGCCUUAAUACCCAUUCCUGCACUCAGGGCUUUCUCUCUUCAAGCGGCUGUCGUGGUGGUGUUCAACUUUGCCAUGGUUCUUCUCAUAUUCCCUGCCAUUUUAAGCAUGGACCUGUAUCGCAGGAGGGAUCGCAGACUUGAUAUUUUUUGCUGCUUCAGCAGCCCCUGUGUCAGUAGAGUGAUUCAGAUUGAGCCCCAAGCAUACAUGGAUAACAAUGAGAAUACAAGCUACAGUCCUCCACCACCAUACAGUAGCCACAGCUUUGCUCACGAGACACAAAUCACUAUGCAAUCAACCGUCCAAUUGAGGACAGAGUAUGACCCCCGGACCCACUCGUAUUAUACCACAGCGGAGCCUCUGUCUGAAAUCUCUGUGCAACCAUCAGUUUCUACACCCAAUGAUGCCAGCAGUCUGGCCCCCGAGAACACAAAUUCCACACGGGACCUACUAGAGUCUGGCUUUAACUGCGUUGAACCUUCCUGUACCAAGUGGACACUUUCGUCUUUUGCCGAAAAGCAUUAUGCCCCUUUUCUGUUAAAGCCGACAACAAAGAUCUUGGUGAUAUUGGUUUUCUUGGCUUUGCUUGGAGUCAGCCUAUAUGGCACCACAUGUGUUCGAGAUGGAUUGGAUCUCACUGAUAUUGUACCUCGAGAAACCCGGGAGUAUGACUUCAUCGCAGCCCAAUUUAAGUACUUCUCCUUCUAUAACAUGUAUGUGGUGACCCAGAAGGCAGACUAUCCCCGUGCACAGCGAUUGCUGUAUGACCUGCACAAGAGUUUUUCCAAUGUUAAACAUGUUUUGCUGGAGGGUGACAAACAACUUCCCAAAAUGUGGCUCCAUUACUUCAGAGACUGGCUGCAAGGACUACAAGAUACAUUUGACAGUGAAUGGGAAGCAGGGAAAAUUACUUAUAAUAAUUACAGAAAUGGUUCUGAUGAUGCAGUUCUAGCCUACAAAUUGUUAAUACAGACCGGCAAUGCAGAUAAACCUAUUGACCUCAGUCGGUUGACUAAACAGCGCCUUGUGGAUGCAGAUGGGAUCAUUCAUCCAAAUGCCUUCUACAUCUAUUUAACGGCCUGGGUGAGUAAUGACCCUAUAGCCUAUGCUGCUUCUCAGGCCAAUAUCCGCCCGCAUCCUCCGGAGUGGGUCCACGACAAAGCAGACUACAUGCCUGAAACCAGGACAAUCCAUGCAGCUGAGCCAAUAGAGUAUGCCCAGUUUCCUUUCUACCUCAACGGACUCAGAGAAACGUCAGAUUUUGUGGAAGCUAUCGAGAAAGUCAGAGCCAUUUGCAAUAACUAUACCAGCCUGGGGGUAUCAAGUUACCCAAAUGGCUACCCGUUCCUCUUCUGGGAGCAAUACAUCGGGCUCCGCCACUGGCUGCUCUUGUCCAUCAGCGUGGUUCUGGCCUGCACUUUCCUCGUGUGUGCCCUCUUUCUUCUGAACCCCUGGACUGCUGGAAUCAUUGUGAUGGUCCUGGCGCUUAUGACAGUGGAGCUGUUUGGAAUGAUGGGUCUCAUUGGAAUUAAGCUGAGUGCUGUGCCUGUGGUGAUCCUGAUAGCCUCUGUGGGCAUCGGGGUGGAAUUUACUGUACAUGUGGCUUUGGCUUUUCUCACAGCCAUGGGAGACAAGAACCAUAGGGCGGUCCUGGCUUUGGAACAUAUGUUUGCUCCGGUACUUGAUGGAGCUGUAUCUACCUUAUUGGGAGUCCUUAUGUUAGCUGGAUCAGAAUUUGACUUUAUUGUCAGGUACUUCUUUGCUGUGUUGGCAAUAUUAACUCUUCUUGGGGUACUAAAUGGAUUGGUGCUUCUUCCGGUACUCCUGUCGUUUUUUGGACCUUAUCCAGAGGUGUCCCCUGCCAAUGGUGGAGAUCGGUUACCCACACCAUCUUUAGGUCUGCCACCGAACUUUGUGAGGUUUCCAGUGAUACAGCAUCAAACACAAACUGGGUCAGACUCUUCAGACUCUGAAUCAAGCUCACAAACUACAAUGUCUGGCUUCAGCGAGGAAUUUCACCAGUAUGAAGCCCAAAGAGCUGGAGUGCCCCCACAUCAAGUGAUUGUUGAGGCCACAAGGAAUCCCGUCUUUCCUAGGUGUUCUGUUGUGAUGCCAGAUGCCCCACACAGCCAGUCAAGUCAGAGGACGCAGCCUGAACAAGAUCCAAGACCCCAACACCAAUCACGGCAUAAUCGGAACCAGAGAUGGGAGUCAAGGGAACAGACGCGGCCCCCUCCUUAUCGACCUCGCAGGGAUGCUUUUGAAUCUUCUACUGAGAACCAUGCUGGUCCUAGUACCAGAGAUCGCUCAGGACACAGACCACAUGUACAAAGCAAUCGGAGAACUGCUUUUGUUCCAGCAGGUACUUCAGUGCCUGCAUACUGCCAGCCUAUUACUACUGUGACUGCUUCGGCUUCAGUUACUGUUGCUGUUCACCCUUCAGCAUGUAGCCACAACAAUCGUGGUAGCUACCCAUUCUACAGUGGGUAUCACGAAGAUGACCAUGGACCUUAUGAGGAUCCUCAUGUGCCUUUUAAUGUGCGCUAUGAGAGAAGGGACUCUAAAGUAGAAGUGAUAGAGCUGCAAGAUGUUGAUUGUGAAGAAAGGACACAAAGAAAUGUCUCAAAAUAAGAGUCAACACAUUCUGAAUCAUUGAUGGCCAAAGACGGGACAGAAUUUCCAGACUGGUUAAUGAAAGCUGCUGGAGGUUUAAUAUAAUGGACAUGCUGCAUCAAGACAACCAGUUCAUUAUUACUGUAAUCUAUUGUACAAAUGUGUUAAAUAUUGGUAUAAAUAUUUAAAAGGUGUAUACAUAUGUAAUAUACAAAAGAACUAUGUAAAGUUAGUAUAACUGCGGAGUUCCUGAACUCCUUUUAACAGAUGGGGCAAAGCUUGUUUGCCCUCUCUACUUAAUGUACAGAAUAUGUGCCACACUUUAAUCUAGAUCCAGUGUAUUUUUCUGCUGCUUAAAUAUUGUGUAAUGUACUUGUAUAAUUUCUAUGCAAAUAUUGCUUAUGUGAUAGGUGUUAUUUUAUACGUGUAAAGGUUUCCUGUUUUGAUGUUUAAUGUUCAUAUCACAACCCUGUGGUAGUAUGUUACUGAUAAUUUUCAAACACGCUAUGCGUGGAUAUCUCUUUCCUUUUCAAAUGGGCAGAUAUGAAGAAUUUGUCUUGGCCAAUGUUGUUUUCUUGCCUGUCCCCGUGUCUGGAUGCGUGCACCUGUCUCAUGUGAUACUGUAGAGUCUGUUCCACUGUGUUCUGUAUUCUUGGUGUGCUUAUGUAAAUCUGCAACAUCGGGAGUUUCUUCUGCCCACCUUCAGCACUUACUUGCAAGAGACUUGCAUAGUCUUUAGCAAACGUGAUUUGCAGAUCUGUCUUUUAUUUAUACCCUUUAUGUGUAGUUUUGCAGGAUGGCUUGGGUGCCAUUCUAGCUUAGGGGCUACUUGGCCACCAUGGGCGUUGUCAUUCACUGGCUAAGUGCUUACAUUAUUAUUUUUUUAUUGACAUUUUUUUUGUAAUAAAAAGCACUUCAGGUGAUAAAGGGGGCGGAACAAAAAUUGAAUGCUACAUUUUUAUAUGGCUUUUCCUUUUGUUGGUGCUACUAUCCUCUGAAAAUGUAAAUGGUUUCCCUAUCUACCUCCCUUUCUCUUUUACAUACAUAGAUAUGUUGUUUGCUCAGAGUUUACCUUUAUACUAUUAAUUUAAUUCAGAUGAUGAGUUAUAUGUUUGUUUUAUUUUGUAUAUUGAUAUACUGUAGACAUUCGUCAUGUGCCAUUGUGGAUUGCAGUGUAUAUCGCAUUGCAUGCUGCGCUGUCAUGUGAGAAUAUUCAUUGAAAUACUUAAAACUUUAAGGCACUUGUUAAAACUCCUAAACAAAUCUAACAAGGAAUAAGUAGCUGCCUUUCCUUAUUAUAAGCUAUUGUUACAUAAGCACACUGAGACCACCACAGUUUUUCCUGUGUCCAGAUCACUGCCCUUCAGUGUAAAUCGUAAUAAGCUUUGGACCCUGUUUGCUUGCAUUAUAACAGCCGCACACACAUGAUCAGUAAUCUUUAAAGCUAAACCCUCAUGGCACAACCUGAAAAACUACCUUCAUUUCACAAAUGGUCGUGUAUGGCACAGUGAUCCUCAAUUAUUCUGCUCGGCUCCAUGAAUUGGCAUUUGCUAUUGUUCUAAACAGUGAAAGUUAUCUAUAUCCAUGACAGAUCUACAUUGCUGUCGUAUUCCCAAGAAUUUGUCCGAAAUCAUGCAGAGUAGUAGGGCCUUUAUCCUGCGGCUUAUCACAUAUAAAAGAAUUUGGCAAGUUAGAAUCCAUUUGGCCUACCCUUCUCUCCUCCAACAUCUGCAGUUGAGGAAGAGUUGGGAGGUCCCUAUACACCUUCGGAUGGUUGGAAGAACCAACUGAAAUUGGUCAGUUCAACUGACAUGCAUGUAAUAUGUCUGGCCGGCUUGACAGGGUUUUCUGAGAGUUUUUUGCUGAUGACCUAUCCUCUGUAUAGGUCAUCGUUAUCAGAUUGGUGGGAGCCCGACAUCUGAGAACCCCCGCCGAUCAGUUGUUUGGGAAAGCAU
This is a messenger RNA of Bufo gargarizans (Asiatic toad), 6637 nucleotides long. RefSeq names its product patched 1 (gene PTCH1). The transcript has 24 exons. The record is from RefSeq and is a predicted model, not a curated record. Gene Ontology annotation, molecular function: hedgehog family protein binding; smoothened binding; hedgehog receptor activity. The coding region runs from base 414 to 4700 and encodes 1428 amino acids. Gene Ontology annotation, cellular component: plasma membrane. Gene Ontology annotation, biological process: smoothened signaling pathway. NCBI's taxonomy places the organism in Eukaryota, Metazoa, Chordata, Amphibia, Anura, Bufonidae.